Molecule: messenger RNA, 939 nt
Organism: Spodoptera littoralis (African cotton leafworm)
Lineage: Eukaryota; Metazoa; Arthropoda; Insecta; Lepidoptera; Noctuidae
Source: the annotation of a GenBank genome assembly
AUGCUUGGCCCUAUGAUGUCCAUGCCAAUGGUUAAUGGUCCCGAAAGACUCGAAGAUAAUCUCUAUGCUCACGCUUCUGAUACUGUUCACGUAUUUAAUGAAAAGAAGCCGGAGGACAUACAAAUUGAAACAAUGCAAACUAUGCAACCGCCACCCCCAGCCAAACUCGUGGAAAAUCCAACAGUACCUCACAAGCAACCAUUCCAUGUAAACUCACAGGUCUCAAAUAAAAUGCCAGCCUUGUACACGCAUGGACCCUAUUUACACAAUCGUUUUACCACACCGAUACCAACAACUAUAGAAGAGUAUUCAGAAACCGCCAAACAAACGACUGAAAUGCCUACUGUGCCAAUGUAUCUCAUAAUACAAGGUCACUCCAAAGUUAAAACCUAUAGUUCAAAACCAAAAGCUUCUGUUGGCAAAGAAACAGCAAAUAAUGAAAUUUCCAAAUCUUUAGAAACUAAUGAAGUUAAACAUUUACACCCUAAAACUAAAAAAUCUGCGAAAAAAUUGGAUUUAACAGACGCAAGUCGAACUAACAAAGCUAAAAAUUUAAAAACAUUAGUAGACAGUGGUCUGGGAUCUAUAGAAAUACAAGAAACCGAUCUAGGAAUAAAAUACGAUGUUAGUGAUGGUAGUGAUGUACCAAUAGAAAUAUAUCGGAAGGGUAUUGUAGACAAUGAUGAAAAUGAUUACUCUACUGCUAGAAAAAUAAGUAAAGAGAUAAGAACGAAGCGUCAAAUUGACCUCGAAGACUUAUUGCCCUUUGAUGAAGAAACUAUUGAUGAAUUCGUUUAUAACUUUUUAGAAGGUAAAAAAAAUGAAACAAGUGUUACUGGAUUAAUUGCGCAAGCUGUUACAAGUGAUGCUGCGCAGGCCAUUGAUGAACUGGAUGAAGAUGAUGAUGAUGAUGACAAUGAACAAGAAGAUGGGAGAUGA